AUUGCGACGGAAAAGGACGCAAAUGUUUAUAAUUUAAAUAAUAUUAUAAAAUGAAAGCUAUGAAUAAUAAAAUGUUGGAUUACAUUUUGUAGUAAAUUGUAGAAAAUUUUUAGUUUCGUUCCUAUUCAAUGAAAUUACCGGGCACGUUUUAUAACAAUGUCCACCCCUCUGCCACCGCAACAACAACGUCGUUCCGCUGGAGAGAAUAAAAAGUGCACACCACCAUCCAAUAUACUUACGAGAAACGGUGCACGAAAAGCCAAAAUACAAACAAGAGCUAUGUCUGCAGGUGCAAAGCCAUCUGCGGUAGUUGUUACUGCAAAAAGGAAGAAUUUUAAGAAGAAACAAGUUAUUGAUUCACUGGUAAAGGACUUUUACCAAAUUGCUAUGGAUUCCAAAGCGAUAGUCAAAGGUCCAACAGGGCUUGUAACAGAGCCUCGUAUGGCAGAGCACAGGUGUCUCUGGGACGACAAUUAUCCAGAAUGUCCUGAAAGGUUGAUUGGAGUUUUGGAAAGAUGUCGUGAGUUGAAUUUAAUACAACAAUGUAAGCAGUACCAACCAAGAGCGGCGACUAAAGAAGAAUUGCUCACUCUACACUCACCUUCUGUCUAUGAUACUCUGAAGGCUACACAUAAAAACGACAAUAUUGAAUAUUUGGAAGAAGUAUCAUCUAAAUAUGACGCGAUUUAUAUACACCCUAGUACCCACGAGUUGGCUUUGCUCGCCGCGGGCUCUACCAUCGACAUGGUAGACCGCAUUAUAACCGGUGAGGUGCAAAACGGCGCGGCGCUGGUGCGGCCGCCCGGACACCACGCCAUGCGCGCGGAGCCAUGCGGAUACUGCUUUUAUAACAACGUCGCACUCGCAGCUAAACAUGCCAUUGAUAAUAGAGGACUUAGUAGGAUUUUGAUAGUAGAUUGGGAUGUACAUCACGGACAAGCCACUCAACAGAUGUUCUAUGAGGACGAUAGGGUUGUAUACUUCUCGAUCCAUCGCUACGAGCAUGGGAAAUUCUGGCCUAAUUUACGUCAAUCUGACUUCAAUUAUAUCGGAGAAGGUCGCGGCAAAGGUUUUAAUUUCAACGUCCCUCUCAAUACUACCGGUAUGGGAGACGCGGACUACCUCGCGAUAUGGCAUCAGCUGUUGUUGCCUAUGGCUUUGGAGUACCAGCCACAACUAGUUCUUGUGUCUGCGGGAUUCGACUCCGCGUUGGGUGAUGAAAAAGGUGAGAUGCAAGUGACGCCGGCGUGCUACGCUAGUUUGGUGCACCUGCUGAUGUGCGUGUGCCCCGCGCUGUGCGUGGUGCUGGAGGGCGGGUACUGCCGCAGCUCGCUGGCGGAGGGCGCGGCGCUGACGCUGCGCUCGCUGCUGGGGCACCCGCCGCCCAUGCUCACUGCCACGGGGGAGCCUAGCGACUCGAUUCGCGAAUCGAUAUUAAACUGCAUCUACGUACAGAAGCCAUAUUGGCGUUGUUUCAAGUACCAGUCUACAUAUAGUGUAGGCAAGGUUCUGAAUGUCGACGACGAACUGAAAGAGAAGCAUAUAGUUGUCCAUAAGUGGGAGGGAGACGAAACGAGACCUGACAAGUUCGCUACAAGAGACUGCUAUCCCAAACAGGAUGAAAAAACAAUAAGGAAAAAUGAAGAUAGAUUAAAUCAUUUGAGAAUAGUAACGGAUCUGUCCUUACCUCAGCAUGCUGUGUGUUACAUUUACGAUGAAGCUAUGCUCAAACAUAAAAAUAUCUGCGAACCAGACCACGUGGAGUGUCCGGAACGUAUAAUGCGUAUCCACGAGCGACACCGCGACUUCGGUCUGCUGGAGCGCCUGCACGCUCUGAGCGCGCGCACCGCCACGGACCAGGAGAUACUGGCCGUGCAUACACAGAAGCAUCUCGAUAGGUUAAAAGAACUGGCGACCACCAAACUGCGUCAUCUAAAUAACCAGAAAGAUGAUUACAAUUCCCUGUACUUCCACCCUGAUACACUGGAGAGUGCAGCUGUCGCCGCCGGCUGCGUACUACAGACAGUAGACGCAGUAUUGUCUAAAGUGGCGAGUGCGGGUGUGUGCGUGGUGCGUCCGCCCGGACACCACGCGGAGGCGGAUAUGCCGAGCGGGUUCUGUUUGCUGAACAACGCGGCGAUGGCGGCCACGUACGCGGUACAAGCGCAUGGCGUCAAACGUCUGCUUAUCCUGGACUGGGAUGUGCAUCACGGCAACGGCACUCAGAAUAUCACUUAUGAUGAUAAUAGAAUACUAUACAUGUCGAUACAUCGGUACGACAACGCUGCGUUCUUCCCGCACUCGAAGGACGCGGACUACAAGGCGGUGGGGGAGGGCGCGGGGGAGGGGUACAAUGUCAACAUACCCUGGAAUAAGCGUGGUAUGGGUAACUUGGAGUACAUGGCGGCGUUCACGCAAGUUGUUCUGCCCAUAGCUUACGAAUACAACCCGGAGUUGGUCAUAGUUUCAGCAGGUUUUGAUGCUUGUAUCAACGAUCCUUUAGGCGGUUGUAAAGUUUUACCAGAAUGCUAUGGACGUAUGACUCAAAUGCUAAAAGGGUUAGCUGGAGGCAAAAUUAUCCUCUGCUUAGAAGGCGGUUAUAACAUAUCAAGCACUUCAUAUGCUAUGACAAUGUGCACCAAAGCGUUACUCGGAGACCCCAUAGAGUUAAACUACAACCCAGAAGAAGAAAUCCACUGGUCCGCUGUAGAAACUAUAAAUAACGUCAUCAAAACACAAAAGAAAUACUGGAAGAGUCUAAAAUUCCAGUUAGCGUUACCAAUAAAGAAUAUUCUAGAUAAACCAGCACCUUCUAGAGGGUUAAUAAUCAGUAGCCCUGUUCCACAAAAGCCAGUGUCAGCGAAAGUCACUUCUAAAGCAUCUAACGGUCUACAAGGAUUGACAAGUGAUAUGAUGAAUUUGAACAUAAAUAAAUGUACAGAUGGUAUACAUUGUGGUACUGAUGAUGAAGAUGACAGCAAAAUAAAUAAAGAUGCGGGUUGUUCGAAAUCUUCUGGUGAGGGUAGUUCAAGUGACAAAGAUAAAGGUAACAAAGAGGAAGAGAAACAAACUUUAGUGGAUUAUCUUUCUGAGAAUAUGCAGGCUUUAGUGGAUGGGGAGAUGUUUGCGGUGGUGCCGGCGCCGUGGUGCCCACACUUGGACACUCUGUUCGCUAUACCUGAGUCUGUAAAGUUUGAACAAGGUGUCAAAUGUGUGGACUGCGAUGAGAAGAAUGAAAAUUGGGUCUGUCUGCACUGUUAUGUUACUGCAUGCGGGCGCAGUAUAAACGGCCACAUGCAAGCGCACUACAAAGCAACACAACACCCGCUGGUCCUCUCACUACUUGACCUGUCCGUAUGGUGCAACGUGUGCGACUCUUACGUCGACAACCAACUGCUAUACGACGCUAAGAAUAACGCACAUAAAUGCAAAUUCGGCGAAGAUAUGCCAUGGUGUUACAAAACUGAUAUACAUCUGGCAUAAU
Papilio polytes (common Mormon) is the source of this 3484-nucleotide messenger RNA. RefSeq names its product histone deacetylase 6 (gene HDAC6). Bases 157 to 3483 code for a protein of 1108 amino acids. Gene Ontology annotation, molecular function: zinc ion binding; histone deacetylase activity. The record is from RefSeq and is a predicted model, not a curated record. The transcript has 19 exons. Gene Ontology annotation, cellular component: histone deacetylase complex. NCBI's taxonomy places the organism in Eukaryota, Metazoa, Arthropoda, Insecta, Lepidoptera, Papilionidae. Gene Ontology annotation, biological process: chromatin organization.